AUGCCGGAUCUCAACUCGGUUCCUCCUUCGCCUCAUUCUCUUGCGGUAUCUCGCCGCCAGUCUACGAACCAGAUGGCUGCUCCGCCUGUUCCCCCCUCGCCGUCCCUCAAUAUCCUCCCUUCGAACCAGAGUGCUGUCAACCAGUCCCAAUCUCCAUCUCUCCCAUCGCCGGUUCUCACCGCUUCGCAACCGCCUUCUCAUGCUUCUAUCAUUCCAGGAUCAGCUGGCGAGCAUGGCGUUGGACCUGGCCCUGGGCCGUUGAGACAUCCUCGACCCUUGACCGCCGCGGAGCUCCAUCUCCAGCUUGAAAAGGAACAGGAGGCUGUGGUCAACCGUCUGACUCGAGAGCUCUCCCUUCUUCGAGCUGCCCAGAACGCCUCGGUCGUUUCAAACACAUCGUCCACCUCGGCCGCAAACUCGUCCCAUGAUGUCGCCGAGCAAUCUCUUCUCUCCGGAUCAGGCUUCUCCAUCCCCACCGCUCGUCAUCAGCGAACAUCAUCCACCGCAUCCCAGAGCUACGGCAAUCAGCAGCUGUCGUCGUCUUACGAGGCGCGGAUUCAUGCCCCUCGCCCCUCCUCGCAUGCUACCCCUCUCUCACGGCAGAACAGUUCCGCCUCUCGUAGGAGCCAGACAAACUCGCCCGGACCGCAAAACAGCCUCGAUCCUUCGAACUACUUCCAACAUCAGAGGAUCCCUGCGCCCACGUCGAUUCCCCCGAGUUCAGUCGGUGCAACACCAGGAAGUGUCAGCGAGCAACUGAGCCCUGGCAUGAUGCCAGCCACGAUGCGAUACGAAGAGACAGCGUUUUAUAGAAACGAGCUCGAAACGGCCAAGAAGGAGAAUGAUGCCCUGAAGCAUCGAAUCAGAGAGCUGGAGAGGCAAGUUCGUCAGAGGAGGACGAGCGAUGCCAGCCGACCGAGGAGCGAGAGUGUCAGCACCACUGCCAGCUUCAACGUCACCCCAGCCGGAGGAGUCAGCAUCGCAGGACCCCGAGACGGAGGCCUCGUCCGACCGGGGGGUGAGCGCGAGCGAGGAAUGACGACGCAGAGCGUGCUCAGCGUGGCCAGCGUCGGUGUCGGCGUUCCAGAGGAGGAGCUCAAGGUUGGCGAGAGCGCAGCCAGUGCUGGAGUUGCCCCAAGUGCGCAAUGA
Molecule: messenger RNA, 1149 nt
Organism: Fusarium vanettenii 77-13-4
Lineage: Eukaryota; Fungi; Ascomycota; Sordariomycetes; Hypocreales; Nectriaceae
Exons: 2
Coding region: 1-1149 (382 amino acids)
Source: RefSeq, a predicted model, not a curated record